AGCUAAUGAUGAGGCAAAGAGCAAAAGAUCAUAACUAAUAACUCCUUAACCGCUAAAUCUCCUCACAGCUUAUGACCCCUUCUUUUAUGAACCCUCCAUUUCCAACCAUCUCUUCUCUUCUCUCUCAGCUUUACCUGACAAACCUUCUUUUAAGGUUAUUAUUCUCCAUGUUCAUGCUUUUAUAACUCUCUCUUAUUAUUUCUUUCUUUCUGCAUAUUAGGUUACAUACGUAGACGAAAGUGACAGAGAUAAGAUAUAGAUAUUGGAUCAAGAUUUACUGUCAUGGGUCGUGUUAAGCUGGAGAUUAAGAGAAUAGAGAACAUCACAAAUCGACAAGUUACAUUUUCCAAACGUCGAAAUGGUCUCAUUAAAAAGGCUUAUGAGCUUUCAAUCCUUUGUGAUAUUGAUAUUGCUCUUAUUAUGUUCUCUCCUUCUGGUCGUCUUAGCCAUUUCUCUGGUAAAAAAAGCAGAAUCGAGGACGUGUUUGCUCGUUAUGUUAAUCUUCCAGACCAAGAAAGAGAACAUGCUGUAUGCCCUGAAAAUAAAAGACAUCCAGAUUUUCAGAACAAAGAGUGUUUGCCUUUGCAGUAUUUGCUAAGAACCUUACAACAACUUAAGAGUGAAAACGACAUUGCACUUCAACUUGUCAAUCCAACCGCUCUUAAUUCCGAUAUUGAGGAACUACAACAUGAAGUUGCUAGUUUACAGCAACAGCUUCAUAUUACAGAAGAGCAGAUAAGGAUAUAUGAGCCUGACCCACUGAAAAUCACUUCUAUGGGAGAGCUUGAAUCAUGUGAGAAACAUCUUGUUGACACCUUGACAAGUGUCAUGCAGAGAAAGGAAUAUUUAUUGAGCAGCCAACUUGGUUUUGAUCCUACAAUGCAACAAGGGAUGCCAAACUCUUUCGAGAAUGAUGUUAUUAAUUGGAUGCCUGAGAGUAGUCAAAACCAUGUCCAAAUGAGAUGUCAAAAUCAUCAACAAAUGUUCGAUGCUUCUGCUUCCUUAAAUAGUCUUAGAGAUUUAUCAUCCACAAUAUAUGAUCCAUUGCUGCAAGGAAGUAGUUCAAAUGGAGAGGCACAUAGCAUGGGAGACUGUCAUGUCUCAAACCCAAACGACGGAAACUUUUCGAACUGGCAUCAUCAGUCGUAUGCCUCAACGACACUCCAUUCCGCACCGAUGCCUACGACAGUCUUAUACUCACAUCAAGUUCAGCAUGGAAUGGUGGGCCAAAGUAUUCCAGAGAUGAUGCCACGUGAGCAGAUGGAGAUGGCAAUGAGUGGCCCACAUGCAAAGGUGGAAAAUGAAGCUGCAAAUUAUGACAACAAAGUCCCUCAACUUAAUGGGCAAUAAAAUUAAAAACUAAUAAAUCCUCAAUCAUGUAAAAAUUUCGUAAGGCGACCAAAAUUAAAUUGCUCAAUGCUGCUUGUUAUUUUUAUAUAUAGGUAAAUUUCUUUUUUUUUUUUUUUGAGGUAUUUGUAUUAUAUGAAUUAACUCAUUUUUUUAUUAUAUCCUAAAAUGUAAAUGCUUAAUUUAGCUUGUA
Molecule: messenger RNA, 1540 nt
Organism: Jatropha curcas
Lineage: Eukaryota; Viridiplantae; Streptophyta; Magnoliopsida; Malpighiales; Euphorbiaceae
Product: agamous-like MADS-box protein AGL104
Biological process (GO): positive regulation of transcription by RNA polymerase II
Molecular function (GO): RNA polymerase II transcription regulatory region sequence-specific DNA binding; protein dimerization activity
Source: RefSeq, a predicted model, not a curated record